This is a messenger RNA of Didymodactylos carnosus, 1908 nucleotides long. NCBI's taxonomy places the organism in Eukaryota, Metazoa, Rotifera, Eurotatoria, Philodinida, Philodinidae. The record is from the annotation of a GenBank genome assembly.
AUGGGUUUUAUCAUAAACAUGCUGCUAUUGUCGAUAUUAUUGUCUAAAGACGCGUUAUCGUACACGAAAGUAACCAACGAUUAUGAUUUGUAUGGAAUUAAAAUAGGUCUCAACGAUCUAUUCGAAAUCUCCGCCGACAAUCUUUACUUAGAUUGGUAUAUCAUCUCAUUCACGCCCGAUGACCCGAUUAUUUGCAUCAUUUAUUAUAAUUCGACAACUUGUGAUUUUGUCUACAGUGUCACUGUUCCGAUUAUCAAUAGCGCAUCAUUCGUCUACAAUUGUAUUGAUCAAAACGGAAAUAAUGUUAUUGGCUACUUCGCUGCUAAUACGACAUGUAAUUUUCAGUUAAUCAAUGAACAAAUCAUUUCAAACUACUCGACACAGGAUAAUUUUAUCGUUACUAUCGAUGGAAAUGGUACUGGUGUUUAUGGAUUUGCUGACGAUUUCAUAUUUUUCUACAAUUUACAAUCGCCAUAUUCGUUGACAGUGUGGCCAAAUACUCUGAAUAUUUCACCUCGAGCAGUCGAUAUUGGUUCCAGUGUUGAAUAUGCUAUUCUAGUCGGAUAUUGUCAAUCAAACCCUUCAUCAGCAGUUCAAUGUGGUUUUAUUUUAACUUUGAAUAGAUCGCUUCUGUGUCCAAAUAUAAGGAACAAUAUUUUAUUAGAAACUGCUUUGAAAUUUAACUGGUCCGAUCCACGUAAUACUUAUCAUCUUACACAAAGUCGCGUUUACUCUGCAAAUGAAAUUAUAUCGGUGAGCAUUACUUGGCGUACUCGAUAUAUAUUAAUUGGUGUUCCAUCACUGAAUAUUGUUCUAUUGUAUUCAUUUGACAAUAUAUCGGGACCCAUAAGCGUUCGUCAAAAUGGAAUUGGAAUGAGUGGAUUCGGAAAGAGUGUCGCAUGGUUGGAUGAUCAAGGCACAAAGGCAGUCAUUCUUGCCAAUAAUUAUUUGUAUUCGACUAAUCAGUGGGUAUCAUCACAAGUAUUUAUCUAUGAUAUUCAAUCUGACGGAUUUACAGAUGAAACACAACCGAUUCUCAUCUAUCCGAAUAGUGAACAAACUAAAUUUCAAUGGAUGAGUGCUGUGUUCAUUCGACUUGCAUGUUCAAAGUCUGGUCAUUUAAGUAUUUUGGAUAAUUUGGGAAAUGAAGCUACUCUACUUUCUGCACCCGCAGGCAUGUAUCCAUAUACGAAGAAUAGUACUGAGGUGUCAACCUCUAUACCUUGCAUUCGUGGUACUUAUCGAAAUUAUUCUGGAAUCGAAUUAUGUUUUCCAUGUCUGAAUGGGACCUUCUCAACUGAUUGUCAACCAUGCAUAUCAAAUGAUUCAUUCUGUCCAAUCGGAAGUAUUCAAAAUCUUUCUUAUUCUGUAAUUAAAUCAAUCGAACAAGAUCAAGAAUAUCCGGAAUCUCCUGAAAAUACAGUUUUUGAUGAUUUACUUAUGCAGAAUAUAUUUAGUAUAAAUACAAAAUCGGGUCAUUGUGUGCGCGUUUCCCCUAUAACAUGGGUUCUCGUUGUUAUGGCAACGGGAGUCAUAGUGAUCAUUGCGAUCGUUAUUUACGAAUAUCAUGAGUCGAAUUCACAGGGAAAAGUAAACAAAUUCAAGAAAAUAUUAAAAGGAUUAGAUAUCGUUGGUGAAGGAGAGUAUUGGAUCGGUGGGAUUGUUUCAACUGGUAUUGUUGUCCUGGUUAUUUCCGCCUCACACGAAAUUUCCGUUCAGCUCGUUCUUCCGGGAUUAAAAACAGUCGGUGCAAUUCGUCUUGGAUUAUAUGGACCAGCAGCGGUUACUGAUGAUCGAAGAACUAUUUGGUUUAAUGUUUCUCAUCAUGAAAUUAUUGAUUAUUCCGUUGUCACGAUUGAUCAUUCGUCGCGUGAAAAAAUAUUUUGCAUCGAAACUAAUCCACCCUAA